Pyricularia grisea is the source of this 1660-nucleotide messenger RNA. RefSeq lists its product as uncharacterized. The record is from RefSeq and is a predicted model, not a curated record. Bases 138 to 1586 code for a protein of 482 amino acids. Gene Ontology annotation, cellular component: nuclear chromosome. The transcript has 8 exons. Gene Ontology annotation, molecular function: DNA binding; DNA topoisomerase type II (double strand cut, ATP-hydrolyzing) activity; ATP binding. NCBI's taxonomy places the organism in Eukaryota, Fungi, Ascomycota, Sordariomycetes, Magnaporthales, Pyriculariaceae. Gene Ontology annotation, biological process: reciprocal meiotic recombination; meiotic DNA double-strand break processing; meiotic DNA double-strand break formation.
CAUAAGCGGUACGGAUAUAGGCUUUGCAAACUUUAGUGCCGGCCGGUUUUCACGUACCCAUCCAUGUUCACUUUGUAUAUUCGAGUCAAACCCGAACACGAUCGAUUCGCAUCCCCCUUCCUGACUUGCCAUCAGACAUGAUGCUCAGGCGCUCGGGGCGUGUCCGCAAGCCUCCGAGGUGGCUGCUGCUGUCCUCUGUUCCCGUGGAACCCCAAGAUCAAGCGAACAGUCAAAAUACUCGAGCUAGUGAGAAUCGUCAAGAGCUUGCCAUGCAAGAUCAAGGUUCUGAUAGCCGAUAUUCUCGGGACAGAAGCCAGAGCGCUGAGCGGUUUGUGGAACACGGCAAUGAAUAUGUACAGCAACAGGCUAUCAUCCAUACUGCCAGCCGGUCACCUAGCAAUGCAGAGAGCCAUCCUGUGACUGUGAUCUCGCAGAUUGAAGCCAUCUUCGAGUCGAUUGCAGUCGAUAUACAGCAGGGCAGGGAAUUAACUAUUCCGUAUUGUCGUGUCAGAGGCACACGUGACAUCAACAGCCGGCUAAGAUUUCCAGGACGCAGUGUUUCUGAGGCAAGGUCGUUUGCCCGGGUACUGUGCAUUCUGGAGAUGUCACACCAGGCUCUCAUAAGUGGCAAUAUUGUAACAAAAAGGAACAUAUUUUACCAAGCCAAAGCUCUAUUCCGCGACCAAGCUGUUGUUGAUCGACUGGUAGAUGAUGUGGCAUUCACACUCGGAGUUGGGCGACAUUCAUUGAACAUUACCGCCGCUGGCAAGGGUCUGGUCAUAGGGCCAAUUUCCUUUGUCCUCAAUGAUGGCACGAUGGUCUCUUGCGACCACAUGCGGACUGAGGGAACAAUUAUUUGCUCAACAGAAGGACUAGGUCAAAUUGAGUUCCCUUCCGCAUGUUGGGUCUUGAUUAUCGAGAAAGAAGCAACUUUCAGGACUCUUGCGUCUUCCCAGUUCUUCAGGAACUCGCGCGCCGGGCCGGGUAUCAUGAUCACAGCAAGUCACCGCCCUAAAAGCUAUCCGGACCUCAAUACGAGGAACCUGGUGUAUUGUCUUCGAGACGCGCGUCCGUGGAUCCCGAUUUACACCUUGGUCGAUUAUGACCCUGACGGGAUCAGAAUACUGUGCACGUAUAAAUACGGCAGCUCUUCUUUGGAGCACGAGAGACGAUCGGCUGUGAACAGCAUCGAGUGGAUAGGAAUUCGCUUUUCGGACGUCAAACAGCACUAUCUGAGACCAUGCAACAGUCUCUUGCAGGAUGAUGGCUCCCAAAUCAACAUUGAAGCACACUCAAGAUUGGACGUAGUACAGGUCAGAAGUCGGCCAGGAUUUUCUAUGCCACGACAGAACGAUUUCGAAGCAAGCACGUCCCAGCUGACAACCAGGGACCGUAAACUUGCCCAUGAGAUGGUUUCAAGGCUAUCUGGAUCAUUAGAUAUGAGGGGAGAACAUGAAGAGCACUUGCGCGAGCUUCAGGUCAUGCUUAUGCUCAAUGUCAAGGCCGAGAUACAAGCUGUUGACAAUCUUGGGGAUAUUACCGAGUGGAUUGACAACAAACUUUGCGCCCAGCUGAUGGGUGCAUAGCCAAACGAGACUUGGCUACCGGUCCGAUGCACAUGGUUAGAAAUGAGACCUAGACGAGACAAUAUAAUCUUGAA